AGAGUUUCUGGACAAAGGCCAAAGAGGAUCGCUAUGAGAACAAUGAGCUCUUUGCCAAACUCACCCUGGCCUUCUCCUCCCAGACCAGACCUCCAAAGCUAAGAAAGACCAGGAGGGAGAGGAGGAAAAGAAAACAACCCAGAAGAAGAAGGUGAAAGAGUUGAAGGUGUUGGACUCCAAAUCAUCUCAGAACCUUUCCAUCUUCCUGGGCUCGUUCCGUCUGCCCUACGAGGAGAUCAAGAACGUCAUCCUGGAGGUCAACGAGAAGCUGCUCUCUGAGUCCAUGGUGCAGAAUCUUAUCAAGCAGCUGCCUGAACAGGAAACGCUAAAUGUUCUGGGUGAGAUGAAAGACGAGUAUGAAGACCUGGCAGAGGCCGAGCAGUUUGGAGUCGUGAUGUCAACGGUGAAGCGGCUGAAGCCUCGGCUGACGGCCAUCUUGUUCCGGCUGCAGUUUGAGGAGCAGCUGAACAACAUCAAGCCAGACGUGGUGUCCGUGACAGCGGCCUGCGAGGAGCUGAGGAAGAGCACCACCUUCUCCCAGCUGCUGCAGAUCAUCCUGCUGGUGGGCAACUACAUGAACGCCGGUUCCCGCAACGCCAAGGCCUUCGGAUUCAGCAUCAGCUACCUCUGCAAGCUGCGGGAUACCAAGACGGCUGACCUGAAGCAGACGCUGCUGCACUUCCUGGCUGACGUUUGUCAGGAGCAGUAUCCCGAUGUCAUGACCUUCCCAGACGAGCUCAUCCACGUGGAGAAGGCCAGCCGAGUGUCGGCUGAGACUCUGCAGAAGAACUUGGAGCAGAUGGGCCGUGCGCUGAAGAGUCUGGACAAAGACCUGGAGACCUUCCCUCCUCCACAGAGUGACAGGGACAUGUUCAUAGAGAAAAUGAAUAGCUUCGUGGGCAGUGCCAGAGAGCAGUACGAGAAGUUGGACAUGAUGCAUAAGAACAUGGAGAAGCAGUACUCUGACCUGGGGGACUACUUUGUGUUCGACCCUCGCAAGAUUUCUGUAGAAGAGUUCUUUGGCGACCUCAACAACUUCAGGAACAUGUUCCAGCAAGCCGUGAAGGAGAAUGCGAAGAGGAGGGAGGCGGAGGAGAAGAUCAAGAGAGCAAAGCUGGCCAGAGAGAAGGCGGACAGGGAGAAGGAGGAGAAACAGAAGAGAAGCCAACAACUGGACCUCAACGAAGGUCAGAGUGUCUGUGGGAGAGGAGUGGGUCAACGUGUGUGGGUGGGAGGAUGUUUUGUGAACUGAACUUCUCCUUGAUAC
Molecule: messenger RNA, 1267 nt
Organism: Oncorhynchus gorbuscha (pink salmon)
Lineage: Eukaryota; Metazoa; Chordata; Actinopteri; Salmoniformes; Salmonidae
Gene: diaph1
Product: protein diaphanous homolog 1
Exons: 10
Coding region: 284-1252 (322 amino acids)
Biological process (GO): actin filament polymerization
Cellular component (GO): cytoplasm; actin filament
Molecular function (GO): microtubule binding; actin binding
Source: RefSeq, a predicted model, not a curated record